Molecule: messenger RNA, 997 nt
Organism: Rhipicephalus microplus (southern cattle tick)
Lineage: Eukaryota; Metazoa; Arthropoda; Arachnida; Ixodida; Ixodidae
Product: superoxide dismutase [Cu-Zn]
Biological process (GO): superoxide metabolic process
Molecular function (GO): copper ion binding
Source: RefSeq, a predicted model, not a curated record
CGCGCCGUGGCAGACAACACCUGUGGCAGGAUGUGCACGGCACGUUUUGUGCGAAUUUCAUCUAGCCAUGAGAAUCGCAUCCUGAGUUAUACGUGCGUGCUUUGGAAACAAACGUCAGUUGGCCAGUCCAGCUUUUGUUUCAUUUUGAAAUAACAUAUCCGAUCGUUCUGCAAAGAUCCCUGCUGCAGAUUGAUUCAUCAAAGUUGGACACGUCUUCACUGCCCCUUGCUGUCCAGUACAGUUACCUCUCCCGGAGAAGAAAGAAGCCGUCCCGGCUACUUAUGGGUAGCAGAGCCCCUUAAGCAUGAAGGAGUGUUUCCUGAUGUCGCUGAUUGUGAGUAUCAGUUUGGGUGCAACCAAAGAAGAAGAAUCUGUCAUACAUGCUGUAUGUGUGCUCCAAAAUGGGACACCUCAAGGCUACGUAGAGUUUCACCAGGAACCCGGGCAGCAUGUGACUGUACAAGGCAACAUAUCUCACCUAACGCCAGGUCUGCAUGGUUUUCAUGUGCACGAGUAUGGAGACCUCACAGAUGGUUGCACAUCAGCUGGCUCCCACUACAACCCAUUUGGUAAAAACCAUGGAGCACCCUAUGACCAAAAUCGUCAUAUUGGAGACCUUGGUAACAUAGAGGCGGACGACAGUGGUUCUGCAGUUUUUGGACUGACAGAUGGCCAAUUACAACUAAAUGGCGAGCUCUCUAUUAUUGGUCGUUCCAUUGUGGUACACCAAGACAAGGAUGAUCUCGGACGCGGAAAUUUCUCGGACAGCCUCACAACGGGACACUCUGGAAGUCGAAUAGCCUGUUGCGUCAUUGGUAUCGCAAACUAGGAAGAUUUUGCGUAUCCUAUAAUAUGGGUACACAGCAUGACAGGAUAUAAGCGAGAGGUGUCGGCCUUGCAAGAAUGUUCAGCCGAAGAUGAAGUAGCUUGUGUAGCGCACAGAUAUGUUUAGUUGACCCAAAAGAAAAAAAUCCGAUAUAUAUAUAUAUAUAUAUAU